CCAAAGACAUGAAGAAAUCGCUGCAACCCCCGACUUUGUCUGCCCUCCCCUUUGUCAGCGUGUUUGCCCCCCCUCACUCGUCGUGCUUUCACAUGGGGCACCAGCGGGGGGAGGGAAUAAACUUGGGCCGCAACCGGCUGCAAACUCGGCCCGUCCACCUUCGACGCGCGAGCUGGACCCGCCAGCCCGCUACUCGCGCAGAAGGGCCGACAGUCAAGGUAGCAUAGCUAACCCGGAAACGUCAUUGCUUAUCACACCACAGUUGACUUUGAUUCGAUUCAAACUCAUGUGAGGAUCUCUUAUUUUGACACUACAUACCGGAAGUGGAUUUCUGUUUUGAUUACUUAUCAAAUGUAGGAAAUGUAUUUUUGCAUCUGGCGCGUUAAACCCGGAAGUGAGCGGUUUCAUAGAAAUCAUAUAUGUUUGUAAUAGAUGUCUGAUGCGCUCCGUGAGUCAAUAGGGACGAGUUUCGUCACUUGUCGGCAAUUUUGCGUCAUGACCGUUCGCUGAAUGUGGGUUGUGUAUGGAGCGUGCACUUUCAUAAACGUCAAAGGUGCACUAAAUUAACGACUUCUAAAUAAUUACUUCAUUUUGUUUCAUGUACGGGCAGAAUCAGAGCGUCCUCUGACGCAAAAUGGCCGUCAGUAACUUACUCCUUUACACAUCUAGCCUUAUAUAUGUGAUAUAUAUGGCCUCACUUGAUUUCAUGAUUCUAUUCCAGUGGUUCUUAACCUUGCUAAAGGUACCGAACUCCAUGAGUUUCACACAUGCAUGAACCGAACCCUAUUGAAUUUGACCCCCCCAACUUCAAAAUUGAUAUAUAUCUAAGCUAACAAGCUAAAAGCUAUGUGAAUUUUCAUUCAAAUUUCUUCUCAUUUAGAUGGCAUGUUUUUAAACAGGUCAGAUUUUAUUUUAUUUUUUUAUUCGUGAAGCAUCAUCAGACCACUAAACCAAGACUGGCCCAAUAUUAAACCUGCUUAGUUGCAUUAAAAUUGAGUGUACAGUAUCUGUCAUGUUUACAUCUCAAAUGAUAUGAAAUUUAAUGAAACACUUUGCACAAAAUGAUGCCAGAUUUGUACACGGAGUUAUUAUGUUAAAAAAAAAACAAAAAAAAACAUGAAUCUUGUCCAAUAAACAGUGUUAAUUUACAACAAAUAAUUUUGCCUUUUGAUUUGCUUUUCAAAUUGGAAAGUGAAAUUAAACUCGAUUCAUUUCACACUGUUUCUAUUUUUGUUUUCAUGUUUCAUGCUAAAUUUAUCACAUCUUCGCCUCUCAUUCUAUUUUCGUGGCGUAAAACGUGAUGCAAAUGUUGUUUUUUAUGUCAACGCGGUGCACGCCACCCAUAGGUCUGUAGUACUUCUUCAAACCAAGUGAGAGUCAACCUUCCACUGAGCAAACAGUUUCUCCUUCCAUCAGAUUGAAGAUUAGCAGUUAAAAGAAUCGGUAUCAAGCCUGUAAAUUGGGGACUAACCAGUCCAAAACCUGGUCUAAAACGCCACUUUGCCUUAGAUUUUGUCAGUGUCCAAAAAUAGGGCCUUGCGUGUCGUAAGACUCGUAACCUUCACCGCGCUUAGACCUAAUCACCGAACCCCUGGGGUUCGAUCGAACCCAGGUUAAGAACCACUGUUCUAGUCAUUAUACGGCGACCUCGUCUUUCCGGCUUUUAUUUUAACACGACGUGCCGGAAAUGCCCAAUUAUAUUCGUUUUUACUUUUACCGAAGGCUCACGAGAGGGUGCAACUCUUAAAUUGGACAUAAUUCUAACAUGCCUGCCACCUCUGUCGUGGAAUGUUCUAUUUAAUAUGCUUUGUUAGUAUAACGGAAUUACAACAGUGGCACACGUUACUCCCAAAUGUGCCGUCACAUGGCUGGGCCAACUUUUGGUCUUCGGUUGGUCCACCUUAAGCGCACGAGACAGACGAAAGCAGCGGCUUUUACUGUGAAGGACAAAUGAGCCAACUAUAACGCGGAAGUGGGCCGCGUCUUAUUUAAUGUUAAGAAACACUGAUAUUAAAUUGACAGUCGCGAGUUUUAUUUUGACACGACGCUUAGGAUGUACGUGUUCACAAUAAAUUACGCUUACAGACGGGGGAGUGAAAAAGGCUAAACCGUAACAUUGUCGACCAUCUCGGAACGUCAUGCGUUAAAACACGUUCUCAGCCUGACGAGAUUGUAUUUCUGCCACCAGCUGACUUUUUUACUUCCUAAACGUAGCUCCACUUUGUAAAACCGGUCGUUGCCGUGUGCUCCACCUUAAGGGGGAGCGAGAAAGAACGGGAGGGUGAAACUUCUGGGAGCUGCAACUCGGCCGGUCCACCUUAAGCGCACGAGCCAGACGCAGGCAAGCGUACGGACGAAGGUUUCCGCUUCUCCGCCGCUGCAACUAACGCACCAGAGAAGGAGACCCCCCCCCCCUCUCCCCGCACACCCCCUUGAAAAAUAAUAACACAAAAAAGAAGAGGAAAAUGUCCGACGACAAGUACCGCGAGUGGAUACUGGACACUAUUGACUCGCUCCGGUCCCGAAAAGCCCGACCGGACUUGGAGCGAAUCUGCCGAAUGGUCCGGCGUCGCCACGGGUGCGAGCCCGACCAAACGUGCGGCGAGCUGGAGAAGCUCAUACGCGAGCAGACGGUUCUCAAAGUCAACUACAAGGGCUCAAUUUCAUACCGGAACGCCGCUAAGGUUCAGCGGAGGUGCCGCAAGAAGGACGACGCGGUGACGGCGUCUGCUGCGGUGGCGUCAGCGUCGGCGUCUAUCGCGGCCGUCAACGACGCCACUCACUCGGACUUAAGCAACGGGGACAGCGCGCUCGGCCCGGCGGACCCGGACGACGAAGACGAUGACGACGAGGCUGACACCUCCAUGGCCAUGGACACGGACAGCAACCUGGACGAAGGUGACGAAAGCCGGGACGGCCAAGACGGACCCUCCCUUGCCCCCGCUUGCGCGACGGCGACACUAUCCCGAGCGGCAUCUGCGCCCUGCUCGCCUUCUCACGCUCGCCCCGGGCUCGGUCCCGGUCCAGAAUUUGUCCCCUCCUUCCAAACGGCGGUUGGCAGGCCCAGCUCUUUGCCCCCUUUGAGUCCCAAGAUCCUCACACACCACGACUGGGCUAACGGGAUUACCGUCUGCCCGGGGGAGCGCCAGGAACAGACGAUGCCCAUAGAUAAAGCGCCAGUCCACCCCGUGUCAGUCUGUCCUAGUGUCUCAGGGAAUAACGCCAAGGACGAGGACAAGAUGGAGGACAGCAGCCCACUCUCAGACCAGUUGGUGCCGGACUACGCCGCGCAACUGGAACGAAGCGGUGACUCAGUAGAGGUUCGAGCACAGAGUCUGUCUUCAUCAGAAGAUGGUGCUUCAAAGAAGAACGCAGCUACGCUCUCCUCCUUCGCACAAGUCGAGAGCGUUCAUAUAAACGGAGACGAUAAAAGCGACGACGUCUCGGUGAAAAAGGAGAAGAUGAGUCAGAACUUGCUGCACUGGACGGUGGCCGACGUUGCCAGUUACUUUGCCGACGCUGGCUUUCCGGAGCAGGCGCUAGCGUUCAGGACGCAGGAAAUUGACGGCAAGUCGCUGCUGCUCAUGCAGCGCAGCGACGUGCUGACCGGCCUGUCCAUCCGACUGGGCCCUGCGCUCAAGAUCUACGAGCGCCACAUCAAGGUCCUGCAGAGGAGCCACUUUCUGGAAUGUGACGACCUCUGAUGGAUUCAACGGGGGAAACAAAGAACUCAUCCAGUUAAAUCCCGCCACACGUCAUCACGUUUGAUGAUUCUUGGAGGAAGUAAAGGACCAGUGACGGUGGCAAAAAGCAAUCAUCCUACCUCCUCAUUUCACCUGUGCAAAAAGGAGCAGUGGCCCUUUAAGAAAAGCCACACGUGCACUUCCUGUGGACUUCCUGUGACGCGCGCUCUUCUGAAUAUUCCCACCAAAGUUCAACAAAACAAACGUCCCGUGUUCAUUUGUAGUGCUUUACGUCAUCUGUUUGCGUCGUGAGCGGCAACACACGUGGUCGAUAAACAAAACUGAACGAAAAACAAGCAAUUCUGAGGCUUUCGGUCGAUGCGGUGGACCUCAUUUACAGUAUGAAUUCUUCUGCCGCUUUGUCUUUGUGUCGUGAUACCUGUCAACCAUUUUAAGUGUAUAACAUUCCAUUAGACGGGGCCGUUUUUUUUUUGUUUUGUUUUGUAUGAAGUGGUCCAUGCUUUGGACAAGAGUCACGAAUAAAGCUCACACUUAUGUUUGUCCUGUUUAAUUUUGGUUUGGAAAAGGACACUUUCAGGACAGUCGUAUAAAGAGGGAGUUACAGUGUAUCACAAAAGUGAGUACACCCCUCGCAUUUCUGCAGAUAUUUAAGUAUAUCUUUUCAUGGGACAACACUGUAAAAAUGACACUUUGACACAAUAAAAAGUAGUCUGUA
This is a messenger RNA of Corythoichthys intestinalis (scribbled pipefish), 4419 nucleotides long. RefSeq names its product sterile alpha motif domain containing 1a (gene samd1a). The coding region runs from base 2466 to 3704 and encodes 412 amino acids. Gene Ontology annotation, cellular component: nucleus. Gene Ontology annotation, molecular function: DNA binding; histone binding; chromatin binding. The record is from RefSeq and is a predicted model, not a curated record. Lineage: Eukaryota; Metazoa; Chordata; Actinopteri; Syngnathiformes; Syngnathidae. Gene Ontology annotation, biological process: negative regulation of DNA-templated transcription. The transcript is spliced from 7 exons.